Molecule: messenger RNA, 612 nt
Organism: Neospora caninum
Lineage: Eukaryota; Apicomplexa; Conoidasida; Eucoccidiorida; Sarcocystidae
Product: SRS domain-containing protein
Exons: 1
Coding region: 1-612 (203 amino acids)
Cellular component (GO): membrane
Source: RefSeq, a predicted model, not a curated record
AUGCGUUUGCGGGAGCAUGGCGGAACCCCGCCCGCACUGCUGGCUGCCACUCUUUUCAAGAUCGUUUUUCUCAGUUCGCUCACAUUGUUCUCGGAGGUAGCCUCGCGUUCAGAUUACACGCACGUAUGCAGUGUCGGCACCGAGGAAGUCCACGCUGCGGCAAACAGCACCAUCAACUUCCAGUGUGGUCCUAUGCUGACGUUGGCGCCAGAGGCUUCGUCGAAUAUGGUUUACAGAGGAACCAGCUGCAAAGAGAAAGCUGAACUUUCCUGGCUAAUCCCAGGAGCAGAGUUGUUUUCUGCAGACGCGCAGUACAUGAGAAAGCGCUCUCAAAAUCAAACGCACUCUUCGGUGUACACCCUGAGAAUCGGCGACUCCCCCGCAGAAGAGGUCCAGAUUUGUUACAGGUGUAAAGCCUCGCAGAUCAAUGCAAUAUACGGAGAAGCAUGGGGUGACGACCCUGUGGAUCGUGGUCAUAUAACGACUGACACACUCUGCAAAAUGGUCAUUCGCGUUGCGGCCGCACCAAAAACACCAGCCGCCGCCUUCGUAGCAAACCUUGGUCGGUCCCUGAGCGUAGGGCUGGCGUUUUUGACAGGGCUUUGCUUCUGA